UCAAGUAAGGAUAUUAUUCAGAUCGAAUUGUUUUGUUAAAUUUAUUGGGAGAAACUAAACCUUACUUGAUAUGUAUAUUGUCAUGAUACGCUUGUAAUGAAAUAACAAUAUAACAAAACACAAUUUGUAUCGUUGUUUAAAUUGUGAUUUUCAAUAUGGCGACUGGAGGUAGCUUUUCUAGAACAUUACAGCGCGGACAUGAAUCAUUUUAUGACUUUCCAUGUUCGUUAUGUGAGGAAGAAGGAAAGCACGUGGAAGCUGCCAGAUAUUGUGAAGAAUGUUUUGUUUACAUGUGUGACCCUUGUGUUAGGAAUCACAACAGAUUUCCGCUGCAUACGAGACAUCAGUUGUUGGAUCAAAGUCAAUUCCUGACAAUGACCCGGUCUAAACUUGUUUCUUUUCCGACGAAGCGAUGUUUGAAACAUCCUGGUGAACUCAUCAAUAUUUAUUGUGGAGACCAUGAUGUCGUCUGCUGUAGCUCGUGCAAGGUUCUCGAGCACAUCAACUGUGCUAAAACCAAGUAUUUGAUAGACGCGGCUAUGGGUAUACAGAAAAGCAAAGAGUACCAAACUAUCAAACAAGAAACACGUACCCUCAUGAACGACGCCGCUAGAGUUCUUGCAGUCCGAAAAGCUGAUAUUUCUCGUAUCGAGAACGAAAAACAAAAUGUCAAGCACAUUAUUGCUGAUUUUAGGAAAAAAGUCAAUAGAUACUUUGAUGACCUGGAGCAAAAAAGUAUCGAUGCUUUAAAUGAUAAAGCGGAAAUUAUUGUAAGCCGUUAUGAAAAAGACAAAAAAGAUCUUUCUGUUAUGAAAUUAAAAGUCGAGGACAUUUUGAGGCAGCUGGAAUCAUUCAAGGGAGAUAAUGAGUGCGAUCUCUUUGUACAAGUCAAAACGGGCAAGAAGUUCUUAAGUAAUGCUAUGCAGGAAGUCCUUAGUAUCUCGAAGACGGUACAGAAAGAAGAUACUAUUAACUUUAGAAUAGACCCAAAAAUCGAGCGAUACCUUAGUUCAGUUGAAGUGUUGGGCACCUUUAUAGAUUUCCAUAUGAACGCAAGUCAACUUUCAAUAGUAGCUAUAGACACGCAUGAUCGCCAGCCACGUUCAUCUAUGUCAUCCUCACAAACGUAUCUGGAUAAUCGUGAUCCGCUCCCUAAGGAAAAAACACAGCUAUAUGGUGACUUUAAUGUAAAGGAGAAAUCUGAUUCUGAAGUGUGUUAUAUAUCAGACAUCUGUCAAUUACUGGACGGAACUAUCCUUAUCAUUGAUAAUAACAACGAAAAGCUGAAGAGACUAGAUCAGUCAUAUAAACUUCUUGAUUCACUUCGACUGACCAAUGGCCCAGAAAACAUCUGUUAUGUUUGUUCUGAUGAGGUUUCUGUGUCUCUGUGUAAUGCUAAGAAAGUUCAGUACAUCUCUGUUAAACAAGAACUGACAUUGACGAGGUCAUUUAGUACAGGUAACUACUGUAGAGGAAUGGUUUAUGUUGAUAGUAAACUGUAUGUAUGUUGUGGUAAUAGAUGUGAUUUAUCGUCCGGUUGUAUAGAAGUGUAUAACAACGAUGGUCAGCUACAAUAUUCUAUAAGCGGAUCACCUUAUGUUCCAUUAUACAUCACAGUCAUAGACUCUGGUCAACAUCUACUUGUUACCAGCUAUCGCAGUGAUAACGUUACUAUGAUGAAUCUGAUUGGUAAUGUAGUCAACACGUUCAACAACAGGGACUUGAUACUACCUAGAGGCAUAUGCACUGAUGGUAAAGGUCAGGUCUUUAUCUGUGGUUGGGACAGUAACGCAGUUGUUCAGCUGGAACGGAAGCAGGAGAAGAUAGACGUGAUCCUUGGAAAAGAAGAUAGUGUCAGCCGUCCUUCUGCUAUUUGUUAUGACAGGAAGUUCUCGAGACUUCUUGUCGGAUGUGAUUACUCUAAUUAUCUGCUCGUAUUUAAUUUGAAAUAGUACAAGAAAACGUGAAAACAAAAAACAAAAUCUUUCUUGUAGCAUUUUUACAACCUUAGAUGAAACUCCAUAUUCUAUUAUUUUAAACCAUAUACCAUUUCUAUUGACUAAGUCGAACGCAUUUUUUAAGUCAACAAAUGCUGAGUACACUUUUCUUUUGUCAUGUUUAUUAUGUUAUUGAUAAUAGAAUUUUAUAAACAUUCACAACAGGAGUCUGUAAGUGCCGUGUGGCGGGCGUAAAACGCCUCUCCAUACCUCGAUUCAGUGUCGUUAUUUUUUCUGGUUCUUUGGAAUCAUGAAGUUCAGUUAAUGAUUCUCUAUAAUAUCAUUCCUCUUGAAAUAGAAAACUACGAAUCGUCCAUUUUUCGGCGACGCCGUCUAAAUUCGUUUUCGUUACCUAUGCCACGUGACCUCAGUUAGCAAAUCAAACUACUUGAUAACGCAUUAUAGAUAAUUUAUCAAAAUGGAAGAUUUAUGCAACACUCUGCCUGAUUGGACGAGAGUGUCAAUUUCUUUCACUCUGUUGAUUGUGCUACACUGAGUGAAAUGUAGACAAAGUGUUUAUCCUAAACGACGCUGUUCACAGUUUUAAAGCUAACUUUGGCUGAGUAUAUUUGGCAAGAAUAUUGAUAUAUCUCAAAAUGAUAAGUAAGUUUGAUAAAUAUGAUAACAACCUGUUCAAAUACCAACAUAUAUCAAAUUAAAGAAAGAGCUGAAUACUGUCUGCGUAUCACAAAAUAAGGGUGUGAUAAGAGUAUUUUAUGUAGAGAAGUGCUUUUUAAAAGAUUUUCCUUGUUACAAUUGUCGUCUGUAUAUGAAAAGGUUUCUUGCUUUUGUGACUUAUUCAGAUUGCAUAUUAAAAUGGGUACUUGUUUGCUUUGAUAUAUUUGUUAUAAAUUAUUUAACUGAUUUAUUAUAUAUGAGUAUCUUUCUUUAGUAUGGUAUGCAAAUAUUGAACUCAGUGGAAAUCUGUUUAUUAUAUAUAUGUUAUAUAAUGACUGAAUCUCAUUUCACUGAAAUGAAGGUAUGCUGCAUACAGUUUAUCUAUGUGAUAUGAGUACGGUCAACUUUACUUAUGAAACAGAAAUAUUGAAAUAAUUACAAUUGUAUGUUUUGCUUGACCUUCACUUUUUUAUAGGUGUGACGUCAUUGUCCAAAGAUUCAUGAAUAACGAAUAUGCAUUUGUUAAAGCGGGAUCAGUUGGCCUAUUUUAGAAAUAAAUAAAAAUAAUAAAUAAAAAAAUCCUUUAA
Messenger RNA from Mercenaria mercenaria, 3202 nucleotides. RefSeq lists its product as uncharacterized. NCBI's taxonomy places the organism in Eukaryota, Metazoa, Mollusca, Bivalvia, Venerida, Veneridae. Bases 156 to 1952 code for a protein of 598 amino acids. The record is from RefSeq and is a predicted model, not a curated record. Gene Ontology annotation, biological process: positive regulation of DNA-templated transcription. The transcript has 2 exons. Gene Ontology annotation, cellular component: chromatin; nucleoplasm. Gene Ontology annotation, molecular function: ubiquitin-protein transferase activity.